AUGAAGGCCUCUCUGCCCGUGGCUGGGGACUGGUAUGCUCAAUCGCUGCCCUCAUCGCUAGGAGGCGUAUUGAAGCCCUGGCUAUGUGAGCUAUGGCUUCUACUGAUGAGUUCUGGUUUGAACGCCAAAUUUUUGCCCCAUGAAGAGGACGUAGACUUUAUCAAUGAGUACGUUGAACUCCAUAAUGAGUUCAGAGCCAUCACCUUCCCGAUAGGGGCUAACCUGCGCUUCAUGACUUGGGAUGUAGCUUUAUCACGAACUGCUAGAGCAUGGGGGAAAAAAUGUGUGUUUCAGCGUAAUGUGCACUUAGGUGAAGUCCAUAAGGUCCAUCCUGUAUUUGCUGGUGUUGGUGAAAACAUGUGGGUUGGCCCUGAAAAUGAAUUUACUGCAAGAACUGCUAUCAGAAGUUGGUUUGAAGAAAGGAAAAAGUAUAAUUUUCAAAAGGAUAAUUGUAUUGAGAACUGUUCUAAUUAUGUUCAGCUUGUUUGGGACAACUCCUACAAAGUUGGCUGUGCUGUUACUCCAUGUUCAAAAAUUGGAGAUAUUAAGCAUGCAGCACUUUUCAUAUGCAAUUAUGCACCAGGAGGAACUCUAACAAGAAGGCCUUAUCAAGCAGGACCAUUUUGUACUCGAUGUGGCACUCAUGACAAAUGCACAGAUCAUCUAUGCAGUAAUGCAGAUCGCGACCAAGCCAUGUAUUACCAAUUUUGGUAUCCACCUUGGGAAGUGCCUCGCCCAAUUGUGUGUGACCCACUGUGCAUGAUUAUUUUAUUACUGAGAACAUUAUGUUUUAUACUAUGUGUCAUAAUUGUUUUCAUAGUACAAUCUCAGUUUCCAGAUGUCUUUUUGGAAAAACAGAUGAUUCUUAGAAGUAAAGAACCUGUAGCAGAUAAGAAAAAGAAAUGUGAAGAAGAAGAGGAAGAGGAGGAGGAGGAAGAAGAGGACGAAAUGGAAGAAGAUGCAGAAGAGAAAGGGGAAGAUGAAGAAGUGGGUGAAGAUGAGGGAGACUGA
Messenger RNA from Nannospalax galili (Upper Galilee mountains blind mole rat), 1011 nucleotides. RefSeq names its product GLIPR1 like 2 (gene Glipr1l2). The coding region runs from base 1 to 1011 and encodes 336 amino acids. The transcript is spliced from 6 exons. The record is from RefSeq and is a predicted model, not a curated record. NCBI's taxonomy places the organism in Eukaryota, Metazoa, Chordata, Mammalia, Rodentia, Spalacidae.